UUUUCAAAAAAAAAAUUCGUUAUGAAGUGACGCCAUCUUUGUUUUCCUCUAAUUUUUUGUGCCAGUGAUUAUGAUGAUUAAAAAAGUGUUGUUUUGUGAUUAUUUUGCGGCACCGCAGGAGGAAAGGCCCCGCAUGCGGUCCGGCUCCAGCAUCGUGGUGGUGGGCGCUGACGAGGAGAAGUGUCCGCCGCCGGAUGACGACAAAGACAUGCUCACUAUGCUCUCGCUCACCUCCGACACCGGUCCCCACCGCGAGAUGGCGGUGGACGUUCCGGACAGCUUCAUCGCGAGAAACAAAACGCCGCCGCGCUACCCGCCGCCGCGCCCGCCGCAGGUGAACGGCACUGCGAAGACGUCGGCGCCGGCGGUCCCUCCCAGAGAGGUGGCGCGGGACGCACCGCCGCGUCCCCCCGCGCACGACCUCACUAAGGACCAGGCGGACUCCAUCAGGAAGUACCAGGAGCAGUUAAGACAACGCAAAGAAGCGGAGGAGCGGAUCGCGGCGCAGAAUGAGUUCCUGCGCACGUCCUUGCGCGGCUCGCACAAGCUGCAGGCGCUCGAGUCCAACCCUCCGGUCAGUGGCACUGCGUUCGUCAACGAUGCGUACGAAGACGACGUCAGCGAUGACUCUUCGCAGCUUUACGCUGUUGUUGAUUACCAAGAAGUAUGUGCUGCGCUCACGCGCGUGCAGAAGGCGCUGGGCGCGAGCGGGGAGUCGGCGCUGGCGGCGCGGGUGGCGGGCGCGGCGGGCGCGCUGCUGUGUCCCGCGCUGCGCACCGCCCUGGCCACGCGCAGCGCCGUGCUCACCGCCGCCAGGCACAAGCGGCCCGGCCUAGCGCCGCCGCACACGCAUCGCGCCACUGAUCGGCUUAAAGAUUGUAUGGACGUGCUGGGCGCGCACACGGCGGCGGGCGGCGACAGCGCGGCGCUGGCGGCCGAGCUGCUGUCCAUCCUCGGCGGCCUCGAGCUCGAGAGCCUGGUGCAGGCGCACGACCAGGCCGCCGCGCUGCUCGACCCCGCCUGCUUCACCAGGGGGAAGAGGCAUAAGAGCGGAAACAAUUACAAUCACAAAGGUGACGACAAGAUGGCGACGCACUCCCCCGACGACCCGAGCGAACACAUCAAAAUUAUCAAAAUAGAAAAGACUAACGAACCACUUGGUGCUACAGUAAGGAAUGAGGGUGAAGCGGUGAUAAUCGGCAGGAUAGUGAGGGGGGGCGCCGCGGAGAAGUCAGGACUACUGCACGAGGGGGACGAGCUGCUGGAGGUGAACGGCGUGGCGAUGCGCGGCAAGUCGGUGCACGAGGUGUGCCAGGUGCUGGGCGCGCUGUCGGGCACGCUGGCGGUGGUGGUGGCGCCGCGCGCGCGCGGGCGCGACGCUCGCGACGCGCGCGCGCCGCACCAGCGCGUGCUGCACGUGCGCGCGCACUUCGACUACGACCCCGAGGACGACGUGUACAUCCCCUGCCGCGAGCUCGGCAUAAGUUUCCAAAAAGGUGAUGUUCUACACGUGAUCAGCCGCGAAGACCCCAACUGGUGGCAAGCGUUCCGGGAGGGGGAGGAAGACCAGACCCUCGCCGGACUCAUACCUAGCCAGGCAUUCCAACAUCAGCGUGAGUCAAUGAAGCUGACCCUGGCCGGGGAAGUGGCUGCGCGAGACAAGCCUCGCAAGGGUGGAACCCUGCUCUGCGCCAAGAAACCUCCGCGGAAGAAGAAAGGCAAGAAGGCCACGAGCGAAGCUGGAUACCCGCUAUACUCUACUUCUGGUGGUGAUGAGUACGAGCAGGAGGAGAUCCUGACGUACGAGGAGGUGGCGCUGUACUACCCGCGCGCGUCGCACAAGCGGCCCAUCGUGCUGAUCGGGCCGCCCAACAUCGGCCGCCACGAGCUGCGCCAGCGGCUCAUGGAGGACGCCGCGCGGUUCGCCGCCGCCGUGCCGCACACGUCCCGCGGCCGCAAGGAGCACGAGGUGCCCGGCCAGGACUACCACUUCAUCUCGCGCACGCAGUUCGAGGCCGACAUACUCAACCGGAAGUUCGUCGAGCACGGCGAGUACGAGAAGGCUUACUACGGUACAUCACUAGAAGCGAUCCGUGAGGUGGUGAACUCAGGCAAGAUCUGUGUUCUAAAUCUGCACCCGCAGUCGCUGAAGAUCCUGCGCAACUCAGACCUCAAGCCGUACACCGUGUUCGUCGCGCCGCCGAGCCUCGAGAAACUACGGCAGAAGAAGAUUCGCAACGGAGAGGCGUUUAAGGAGGAAGAGCUAAAAGAGAUCAUAGCGACGGCCCGCGACAUGGAGCUGCGCUGGGGCCACCUGUUCGACAUGAUCAUCAUCAACAACGACACGCAGCGCGCCUACCAGCAGCUCCUCAACGAGAUCAACAGCCUGGAGCGCGAGCCGCAGUGGGUGCCGGCGCACUGGCUCAAGCACACCUAGCGACCCACGCGCGGCGCACGCGCUCCACGCACACGCCACGCACGCGCCACGCACACGCGCACGCGCGCCCCGAGGGCCGCACGCGCCAGUGCGAGCCAGGACGUUAGUGCGACAAGUGAUACAGUGCGAAACCAAUUCCAAACGAGUUCUGUGCAUGCGUCCUCAGGCAUGGACGCCGUGCAUUGCGACAUUAUUAGUGCCACCACGGGCGCGGACUACGCGCGCGACUCGUGCGUCGCCCGGCGCGACUCGGCGUACAAGCUGAUGCUGAUGUUGGAGAUGGUGGCGCGGAUGGUGGUCCACAUGCUGGUGGACUUGGUGAAGGCGUUCGACCCGAGAGUGUUGCGCGACCGCCUGUUCGGCUGGGGCCGGCGCCUGCGCUCGCCGGCACACGACAUAGAGUAUAGCGAUGUGUUCCCAAAUUAUUUAGUUAAUAACGACAAUCUGAAGCGAAUAGUGAACGAGUGUAACGAGAGAUUAUUUUCUUAGUUCCAGCCAGUUCAGACUAUGUCGGACUGUUACUAUAAGAUAUCACCACGUACUUCCAGUUAUGGACCAAACGGUUUGUAGUUUCGACGUAGUUUGAACAGGAUUAUCAAAUUAAUUGAAACAUUCCACUGGUCAGGAAUGAUGCGACAUAUUGGUUUUGUUGUUAGGUGUGCAAGAAAUGUUUUUAUGUGAUUGAAUUUCAUUAAGUUGGCUAAGUCUUAGCAUAGAAUUGCUAAAGAAAGACUUUGUUUAAAAGAAUUCUAAUGUGCAACUGUACUGAUCGAAUCGUCAUUAUGUGUUAUUCGUUAUGUUAUCAGGGUUGCCGAUUGUUAUUUUAGCCAUUUAAAAAAGUCUUCAUAUGAAUUAUACUGAGAUUUUAUCGCAAUACUACAAAAGAUGUGAAAAUAUAAAACUAAUUGUCCUUUAUUCGUUGGCAACCAUGGAUAAGUAAGAAAAUAUAAUGGAAAGAAUAAACAAAAAAUGCUUUAUUUAUUAUUUUUUUUCAAAUGAACAUUAAAUUCUUUUGUUAUACUCGUAAAUACUGGUAACCCUAAAAAAAUGUUUAAUUAAAUAUACAGUGACUGCCUUAAAAAUAGUGUUAGUGUUGUAUCCGUUGAUUGUGAAAAUUAUUUGAUAUUGAUACAAUAAAAUUGAGGGUUGCCAUGUAAAACUCGGCGAAAUGUCAUUGAUCGAUUUUUAGGAGAUACAUUUUAUUACAUUCCCUAAUGGCUUUACUACGUAUUUGUGAUUUUAUGAUACUUCGUUAAAUAUUAUUUAUAUAGGUAUAAUUUAUAUUUCUCUUUGCAUAGCUACCAUGUAUCAAACAGCGAGAAAGUUUGAAUGUAUGUAAUGACAAAUAAUAAUAAAAAAAAACAAAAUAUAUUAAUAUCCGUCAUGUCCUUUAACUGUUCCUCAAAUAAAUUUUGUUUUCAUAUAUAAUUGUAGUAAGGUUUGCACUUUGAUAUUUUUAUUCAAUACUUAACAAUAAUUAUCAUCGUUUUUCUCUUUAAAUUAUUGCCAAAUUGAAAUUAAAACAUUUAAAAAUAUAUAUAACUAGAUGUGUUAUAAUAUUGUUGAAUUUUUACAUUUAAAGCCUCCACCAACAAUAAUGCAACGGAAUUUAUAGUUUGCGAAUGGUUAAGAAAA
Molecule: messenger RNA, 4072 nt
Organism: Manduca sexta (tobacco hornworm)
Lineage: Eukaryota; Metazoa; Arthropoda; Insecta; Lepidoptera; Sphingidae
Product: MAGUK p55 subfamily member 5-like
Exons: 16
Coding region: 71-2437 (788 amino acids)
Biological process (GO): protein localization to plasma membrane; establishment or maintenance of polarity of embryonic epithelium; establishment or maintenance of epithelial cell apical/basal polarity
Cellular component (GO): plasma membrane; adherens junction
Molecular function (GO): protein binding
Source: RefSeq, a predicted model, not a curated record